AUGCCGAUGGGCCUUCGCCGCCCUUUCUGCCGGGGGCGGGGGCCAGGGCCGGCUGGCCGCCCCCGCUUCAGGCGGACCAGGGAGGGGGGCAAUGGCCCUGCGUGCUCCUCGGACCAGGGAGAGAAACGCCCCGGGCCAGCAGAACUCAGAGAUAGCCAUUGUCAAGUGGAACAGCUCCCUGGGCUCUUCUCAAUGGGUAUGAGAAGCACCAGGGAUGUGCUAAUGCCAGAAGCUCAAGCAGAAGACAACAGGUCCACCUUCGUCCAAAUUCUGACUGUGGCUACCCUGCAGUGCCUUGCCUCUGGGAGCAAAGUAAAAGUCAGCCUUGAAUAUUCAGAGAAAAGGCCAAAGGUCAAGCAUACUCUAAAGAACCUGAGAGUUAUUGCUGCUCCCCAUAGAAACAGCACUGCUUUCCCAAGCUGUCACCUAACCUCCACAUCCAACUUUCAGAAUGGAUCUCUUCUAACAGGCAAAGCUUUUUUACCAGGGAUCUUCCAAUGUAAGGUCUACCCAGCAAUGAGGACUUCAUUAAAGGCUUUUCCCACCACUACCACCUCCAUAACUCCAGGGAAUAAAGAAGGAGAGAAAACUACAAGUAUUGAUGAUUUUUCUACCCCUUUGAAACAACAAGACACAGAUGAAAAUCUAGAGAAGAGGCAGAAAUGGAGCAUUGUGGUCAAAUUUCUGAUUGCUGGCACUCUGUUGUUCAGUGGAAUCGCUAUUACAGUGUUUGUCAUUUUUGAAGUUCCAUGUCCUUGUCAAUGCCUAAGAACCAGAGAAAUAUGCCAAUGCCGGCGAUUGUGGGGAAGGCAAAAGAAGGAAGGCCAACAACCUGAGGCAGCUGAACCCCAGCCACACUCUCAGCCAGAGAAGGAAAGUGUCCUCUAUAUGGUUUGUGCAUUUGCUUGGAGAAAAUGGGGCUAACAUAUAAGUGCUGGGAGACAGGAAGCUGCUUCUGUUACGAAGCAAAUGUGGUUAAUUGUUUUUAUGUGUCAGGAAAUAGGUAGGUAUUUGUACUGCUAUUUUCUUAACAUUAGCCCAGCCAUAACACGGUAGGGUACGUACUGAAAAUGCAGAUUCCUGGGCCCCAGAUAUAAUGAAUCAGCAGAAUGAAUCAGGAAUUUUUAACAUGCUCCCUAUGUAGAGGUGACUUUACUGUAAAAUUAAUGAUGCUUAAGCUUCAGGAACCAUGGGAUCUUGUAUCCAAUUUUGUAUUUUAAAAAGUAUAUCAUUUUUCUUUUUAAAA
Myotis lucifugus (little brown bat) is the source of this 1246-nucleotide messenger RNA. It is a transcript of the gene CUNH17orf78, whose product is annotated as chromosome unknown C17orf78 homolog. The record is from RefSeq and is a predicted model, not a curated record. Lineage: Eukaryota; Metazoa; Chordata; Mammalia; Chiroptera; Vespertilionidae. The coding region runs from base 1 to 924 and encodes 307 amino acids. The transcript has 7 exons.